AUGGGAAGGGUAAAAAUGAGUGAAACAUUUUCUUAUUGGAUAGAAGAUAAUAUAUAUCCUAAAAAAUGGGAUAUUAUUUAUAAACAAAGAGAAAAUCAAGUUUUUUUAAUUAAAAUUAAUAAAGGAUCAAGUGAAUAUAUAAUAGUUUCAGAAAGAUUUAAUGAAACUAUGAGUAAUUCAUUUGAAAUUAUUAAAAUAGAAAGAAUUCAAAAUAAAAGUUUAUGGAGAAAUUUUGAUGAAUCAAGAAAAAGGUUAAAUGAGAAAUAUCAAGUUUCAAAUUUAGAUUUCCUUGAAAGUACUUUAUUCCAUGGCACUAGAGCUAAUGAUCCAAAAUUAAUAUUUUCAUCAAAAGUUGGAUUCGAUAUCGGUAAAUCUUCAUUUGGUAAUUAUGGCAUUGGUUUAUAUUUUGCAUUAAAUGCAAGUUAUUCCAAUAAUUAUAGUUUUGAAGAAUCACCAACCAGUGGUUGUAAACAAAUGUUUCUAUGUAGAGUAUUAUUAGGCAAUAGUGCACCUCCAACUCAAAAAGAAUUAAAAAAUGAUAGUACUCAAGAUAGUAUAAAAGGACCAGGAGGUGAAAUGUUCAUUUUAAAAUCAAAUCAUACUGCAUAUCCUGAUUAUUUAAUUUCAUACCGUCAAAAAGUAAUCGUUAAUAAUAACACUAACAACAAUAAUAAAAAUAAAAAUAAAAAUAAUAAUAAAAAUAAUAAUAAAAAUAUUAAAAUUCAAAAUGAAAAUAAAAAUGAAAAUAAAAUUGAAAAUAAAAAUGAAAAUGAAAAUCAAUUUGAUAAUUAUGGUUUCAAUACUAAUUUUAGUCAAAAUCUUUAUGAUAAAUAUGGUUUAAAAUAUCCAAGUCAAGAAAAACCAAAACCUGGAUUUUUCACUCCAAAUAAAGAAUUGGAAUAUGAAAUAUUCCCUCUUUUAUUUGAAAAAAAUGAAAAAGAAGAAGAAUUAGAAGAAUUAGAAGAUUAUCAAUUAGCUUUAUUAUUAUCAACUAGUUCUUUAGGGUCAAAAUAG
This is a messenger RNA of Dictyostelium discoideum AX4, 1014 nucleotides long. RefSeq names its product poly polymerase, catalytic region domain-containing protein. The transcript is spliced from 2 exons. NCBI's taxonomy places the organism in Eukaryota, Evosea, Eumycetozoa, Dictyosteliales, Dictyosteliaceae. The coding region runs from base 1 to 1014 and encodes 337 amino acids. Gene Ontology annotation, molecular function: NAD+-protein-glutamate ADP-ribosyltransferase activity; NAD+ poly-ADP-ribosyltransferase activity; NAD+-protein-aspartate ADP-ribosyltransferase activity. The record is from RefSeq and is a predicted model, not a curated record.